Messenger RNA from Patiria miniata (bat star), 1052 nucleotides. RefSeq names its product mediator of RNA polymerase II transcription subunit 8-like (gene med8). Gene Ontology annotation, molecular function: transcription coregulator activity; RNA polymerase II cis-regulatory region sequence-specific DNA binding. Gene Ontology annotation, cellular component: mediator complex; core mediator complex. The transcript is spliced from 8 exons. Gene Ontology annotation, biological process: regulation of transcription by RNA polymerase II. Bases 68 to 826 code for a protein of 252 amino acids. Lineage: Eukaryota; Metazoa; Echinodermata; Asteroidea; Valvatida; Asterinidae. The record is from RefSeq and is a predicted model, not a curated record.
CUCGAACACAAAAUAAAACGAGGAUCUACGCGGCCGCAGUGAUCUGUAGAGCGAUUUGUGACUCAAAAUGCAGAAUCAAGAAAAGGCACUGGAAAAUUCUCUGGAAGCCUUAACGAACCGAGUGCAGGACUUGAAGGCUUCCCUGAUUGCCUUCCUGGAGAAAUUGGAGCGUGAACAUGCGACACUCUCAUGGCCUUCUGUGCUGAACAACUUCGCGCUUCUGUCGGGUCAGAUCAACAUGUUGAACAAAGUUCUGAAGAGCGACAAGACACCAGCUUUAAGGAACCUGGUUCUCCUUCCCCUGAAGCUGUCUCAGGAUAGAGAUGAAGAACUGGAGAAAAUGACGGAGGGUCGAGUACCAGCGUUCAACCAUGAGGUAGUUCCCAACUACCUACGCACCAAGGCAGAGCCCGAGGUUGAGGAGAGGGAACUGCAACUGAAGCAGAAGGCUGCGACGAUCACCCCGGAGCAAGCACAGCAGAAGCAGAUCAACAGCAUGAACAAGCUGGUGAACCGACUCCUGGACAUGGUGAACAACGCUAAGGAUGACUGGGAAGGUGACAACACAGCCAUGAGGCUGGCCAACCUAGGCAACUCCAACCCCGCCGACACAGCGACCCUCAUCGGAGCCGUCACCACCGGCAGGAACCUGAAACCCAUCCGCCCUCCGGUCCAGGGACAGCAUAGCGUGCCUGGGCCUCCGGGGGGACCACCCCUAUCACAGCAGCAGAGACCUGAGCAGCAUGUGCCCAUGGGGAAAGCCCCAAGCACCAUCAAGACAAACAUCAAAGCCGGUUCCAGCACGCAUCCCUAUGGCCACAGAUGAAGGGAACCAAUGAAACUCUCAUUAGAUAUUCGUUGACCCUUAACCUCCCAGGGCCUUAAAAUGCACCAGGAGGUUUUGGAGGGUUUCGCAGGAUUGAAGAAAACCCAUCAAUUGCUUUGUGAAACUGAAAACACUUACAUUCGAAUUGUGUUCGCGGUACGAUCGUUCUGUGCAUACAGUGCAUUCGUCUUAAAGUAAAUAUGCAACAUUUGCAAACAUCAAGAAA